This is a messenger RNA of Aureobasidium melanogenum CBS 110374, 906 nucleotides long. RefSeq names its product histidinol-phosphatase. Lineage: Eukaryota; Fungi; Ascomycota; Dothideomycetes; Dothideales; Saccotheciaceae. Gene Ontology annotation, cellular component: cytoplasm. The record is from RefSeq and is a predicted model, not a curated record. The coding region runs from base 1 to 906 and encodes 301 amino acids. Gene Ontology annotation, biological process: L-histidine biosynthetic process. The transcript is spliced from 2 exons. Gene Ontology annotation, molecular function: histidinol-phosphatase activity.
AUGCCACAUUCUCACCACUCUCAUUCGGGCCAGUUCUGCGCCCAUGCGGCAUGUACUCUCGAGGAGAUGGUCCAACAGGCCAUCUCCCUCAACAUGGACACUUUUGCUCUGACCGAGCACAUGCCCCGCCAUGCCGCUGACCUUUAUCCCGAAGAGUCAGAUGCCCAAACUCUCGCCGACCUUUUUGAUGCCUACUAUCCUGAGGCUUUGCGUUUGCGUGAGAAAUACGCCUCCCAAAUAAACAUUCUCAUUGGUUUUGAAUCCGAGUGGAUUCGCCCCGAAACCAAUUCUAUCAUCAAAGACUUGCUGGCCCGCUACAAGUUUGACUUCUUUGUCGGCAGCAUUCAUCAUGUCCAUACCAAGCCAAUUGACUUUGAUCACGACAUGUACCAUGAAGCCAGAACCAUCUCUGGAGGUUCUGAUCAAGAUGUCUUUGCUGCAUACUUUGACCAGCAAUAUGACAUGCUCAAGGCUUUGACUCCUCCUCUUGUUGGUCACUUUGAUCUCAUCAGACUGAAGAGCGAUGAUCCCAAUCGUGUCUGGACCACCAUGCCAGCAGUCUGGGAGAAGAUUGUCAGAAACCUCGACUUCGUCGCCAGCUAUGGGGGUAUCCUUGAGAUCAACUCUAGCGCUAUUCGAAAGGGCAUGUCUGAGCCGUAUCCCAAGGCUGAGGUCUGCAAGGAGUUCAUCAAGAAAGGCGGACGUUUUGCUCUUUCUGACGACAGCCAUGCCACCAGUCAGGUAGGCUUGAACUUUUCAAAGGUACUAUCUUUCCUCGAGAGCACUGGCAUCAGUCAGGUCUACCACUUCAUCUCCAAAACCGACAACUCGUUCGACACAUCUACUGCCAAAUCUGUCUCUCUGGAUCAAUUGAAGAAGCACAAAUUCUUCGCUGCAUUGUCUUGA